AUGGCACCGACACCUAGUGAGAGGGCGCAAGCCAAGUUCUUUGCCGUCCUCGAGGACCCCCGAAGAUACGACUCAACAAGUCCGUUGCCCCGAACAAUGACCCCAUAUCGAAACGAAGCUGAUACUUGUGAAACAGACUUCAAGAACAGAGUCAUGAUUACGCGAACACCUUCCGGGGGUUCCGAGUUGACCAACGUUGUCAGCCAUCCGCCGCCGCGCCGGGCAAGCUCGAGCAGCCAAGGCUCUGUCGACGACCAUCACCGCAUAAGGAACAGGAUCAAGAACUGGAUGUAUCGUCCGGCGAUUUGA
Colletotrichum higginsianum IMI 349063 is the source of this 309-nucleotide messenger RNA. RefSeq lists its product as uncharacterized. Lineage: Eukaryota; Fungi; Ascomycota; Sordariomycetes; Glomerellales; Glomerellaceae. The coding region runs from base 1 to 309 and encodes 102 amino acids. The transcript has a single exon. The record is from RefSeq and is a predicted model, not a curated record.